GUUUCUGUUGCGGGCGAGGCCUUGUCGGAAAGUGGCCAGAUCAACAGUCAACCAAUUGUUCUUCCAGAAUGCAAUCUACAUGAGGAUAUCGGAAGUCUACUUUUUAAGCAACUCUUAACCGAUGUGACCUUGGUUGUUGUCAGUCGUGGCACUGGAGCCAAUUCUCAUUCUCUUCCUACGGAAACUUGUGCAGUUCCUAAUUCUAGCCAACCUAGAGAGUCGUCAAAUGAUCGAGAGCCAUCUGAUUCUAUCAUUUCCCCUGCCACUACCCGGAAUUGUACCCAUCAUCAUCACAAUCACUUGCAUCACUUCGCUCUUCAUCAACCGUGCCCUCACGCUCACAAUCACAUAACAGACUCCAGCUCGAAUGAAGAACGCCCCUUGCAUACCUACUCAAAGCCUCUCAUGGUGGAAGAUGAAGCUAUUCAUGAAGUCUGUGAUGAAAAUCAGGGGGUUAGCUCUGAAGUUGAUUAUCGGGAAGCCGCCAACUCCACUAGAUCAGACGAUUCUCGUGGAAAGUCUGAUGAAUCUAAAAUGCAAACGGGUCAAAAGACCAUUAGCCGUGAUAUUAAUCGUAAAAUAUUUUCAUCGCUUGAGAAGAACAAUAUUAAUGAAAAUGGAGGCGCAAACGCCGAUCCUCUUUUAAAAAUGUCCGCUCUUCGUUGUUCCAUACGUUCUACUUCUCAAAAAUCGCCCUUGAAACCUGAGGAGUUUGCCUUGUUUUCUGACAGUACAUCUUCAAAAUCGCCCAACUCCAGCCGAGGCAGGAUACGGGGAGGGCGAAACUUGGUUGCUAGUGCAAAUUCGAAGCAUGCUGCGUUUGGAAAUAAAUCACAUUGCUCAUCUUGCAUAUGCUCUAGUGGAACAAGUUCUGGUACAAAUAUGGCUACAUGCUCCUCUGUUCUCUGUGACGCCUGUCAGCAAUACCAAAUUCGCUCAAACUCAACAAAUCGAGGUGGCUGUUUUGCCGCUCAGAGAUCUAAUUUGAAUGAGAAAGUCAUUGAUCCUACAAACAGGUCCUCUGAAUUUCAUACUUAUAUAUUUAAUGGAAGCUUGCCAGCAGAGCAUAUUUCGCGUUUCGACUCUGAAGGAAAACAGAUACCCGUCUCUUCAGAAUAUUUUCCUGAAAUUGAGUUAAAUGAAUCAAUUGAACCUGCAAAGCCAUCUCGCUCAGAUCAACCUGGUUCUCGGUUCGCCUCUGCCAUUUGUUCGGACGAAGUCAACUCAACACCGUCACACGUAGUUAGCAGGACCCUUGGUCUUGACUAUUCAGUAGCUACAGUUAACGCCACCUCCUCAUCCUCUACCUCAUCUACUACUACAUCUGCUCCAAGCGCUUCGAGCUGUUCAUCCGUUGAAUUAUUAAGCUUUCGGAAGGGAUUUACCGGUAGAAUGCAGCCCUCCGGCGCCAAAAAGUCAGAAUCAACUGGAGCAAUCAGUCUUGAGGCUGAACCAAGUGCCAUUGCUUGUGAGGAUGCGUCAUCUGUUCCUGGGGUUGGACUAAGUCAGAACCUUUGUUCAUCCUCAGCCGUCCCUGUCUCAGCCUCCCCUGCCGGCCUCAAUUCAGGGUCCGCAUUUUCCGCAUCUCAACCAGUUCUUGAGACACCUGGUGAGUCUGCCAGUAAUUCUGAGUCCUCGGAAGUCCAGCUCCAGCUUGUCUCAAAUCCGUCGUGCGCACAUAUACCACACUCAUUGACUCCGACCUCAACAACAACCACGGCAGUAGCUGGUACUGGUUCUUCUUCCCUAAAUGCAUUGCAAGUGGCUGUAAGUUCUCGUAUCCCUUCCAGUGAGAGUGAAGAAGUUGUUGUCGAACCGGCUGUCUCCACAGUAACUGCAGCUGCCCCAUUGUCUCAGUGUUCAGCCGGAUGCUGCUGUUCGACUGCGUUGGCUGCUUGCCCUCUUUGCCAAACUUAUGCAUUGGCUAAUCAAACGAGUGCUCACGAACUGCGUGGGCAUAGUGCGACCAUGGGCGCCACCACUGCCUUGACUACCAUUACCACCACCACCGUCACCAGUGCAUAUAAUAACAAUAGUAAUAGUGCCGUUGGUAAGUUUUUCUUGCUCUAA
Molecule: messenger RNA, 2070 nt
Organism: Protopolystoma xenopodis
Lineage: Eukaryota; Metazoa; Platyhelminthes; Monogenea; Polystomatidea; Polystomatidae
Source: the annotation of a GenBank genome assembly